Messenger RNA from Punctularia strigosozonata HHB-11173 SS5, 534 nucleotides. Its product is annotated as Nucleotidylyl transferase. The transcript has 3 exons. Lineage: Eukaryota; Fungi; Basidiomycota; Agaricomycetes; Corticiales; Punctulariaceae. Gene Ontology annotation, molecular function: dephospho-CoA kinase activity. The annotation marks the transcript as partial. Gene Ontology annotation, biological process: coenzyme A biosynthetic process. The record is from RefSeq and is a predicted model, not a curated record.
UUACUCCGAGUUGUCGCGUUAGGAGGGACAUUUGAUCACUUGCACGCUGGGCACAAGAUCUUGCUGAGCAUGGCCGCAUGGAUAGCAAGCGAGAAGAUCAUUGUCGGCGUCACCGACGACGCACUGUUACAAAACAAAUCAAACAAGCAUGUUUUAGAAGAUCUGUCAACGCGGUCGGAGCGCGUACGGGCGUUCUUGGCUUUGUUCAGACCCGGAUUGGUGUACGACAUCGUUUCGAUCAAAGACGUCGCCGGACCGACCGGGUGGGACCCAGAUAUCCAUGCCCUCGUCGUCAGCCGGGAAACGAUAUCAGGUGCAUCAGCUAUUGACAAGAUAAGGACGGAAAAGGGCCUCCCGCCUCUGCGCACUUUCGUAAUCGACGUCAUUUCCGCUGAGUCGGAGAGCAUCGAGGGAGACAGCGCCGAGGCGCUCAAGCAGGCGAAGAUGAGCAGCACCUACAUCCGGGAAUGGAUCGUUAAGUACCAGCUUGAGAAAGCUCACGAUGGUCCAAAAACUCCGGACGUCAACGUAUGA